AUGAGAAUACAGAUUGAUCUUAAGGAGGUUCUAUGUGGCAAAUAUAUAAAAAUACAAAAAACCGGUUGGAAUUCAAGGAUAAAGAGCCAAAAGGUUUUUUGGGGGCAUGGCGGAAAAACUGCAGUAUUUGCAGUCGAUGUUCCAUUAGCCAGCCUUCCUACAUUAGGUGCCGCGGUCCCGAAAUUAGGGGCUUUUCAACCCAGUUUAAAUCCCGGAGGAGCUGUAUAUACACAAGGUUCAGUUCCUCAAAGUUUUAACCAAACUGCUCAAAAUAUUCCCACUGCUAUACAACUAAUUAUAGACAAUAAGUUCAACACGAAUCAAUACCUGUAUAAGUCUGAAAACGGAAUAGAUACAUACACUGCAAAUGAUCAGUUUGUGUUUACUGAAGCAUACGAAGGAGGCCAACUAGUAUGGACUUCGGGUGGUGGGCCGGCCGGAAAGCAGAUGAUAGUCAACACAAUGGCUGCUGGAGCGGAUAGAUACAGGAUGGUGUAUCCAUAUGCAACAUCUGCGUCCACAGAAGGCGAGGAUUUUAAGAUGGGAGCCCGACCAGCCGUUCCUCUGUUUCAACAGCCGUUAGCUUCAUCAGGAGGGACGCAGGUCGCACUGCCUCAACUAGGCCAAGCUCAACCUCAACUGCCGCAACUAGGGCAAGUGCAACCGCAACUCCCGCAACUCGGCCAAGCUCAAACAGCAUCGUUAGCACCAGAUCGUCGUUUAGCAGUAACCUCAUUCACAGCACCAGGGCAAGUAUUUACACAAGACCGCCUUGGACCAUCGCAUCAAAAUUUCCACGCAAACCUCCACUUUGUCACUACGACAAACGGGGUGAUGAACGUGGACGAUACCUCGCAAUACAGCAUAUACGUAGGCCAGGACGGUUACAUAUAUAACUUCGCCGACCAGGCGCAAUGUGUAGAAGUAAAGUUUGUAAACAACACUAUUUGGAAGAUGGGAGAAAUGCAAGACUUCCCAACUAAUGUCGAGUUCAGUAUUACAGCGCCACCACACGUACUUAUCGCAACCAAAAACCAGACAUACACGUACAGGCUGGUUAACAGGAAAUGGCAACUGGGAUCCCACAUCACCAACGUCAAGAGUCAGAUGGACCCAUCAAACGUGAAAAUUGAAAUUGGAACAGACGCAACAUGUGCUCAAACAUUAACGGACGAAACCAAAUACUCUAUUAAAACCUUUGAUGAACUGAACAUCUUCUACUAUGAAUUCUAUCCAGAUGUAUUCUGCGCUGGCGUCAUCUACCAAAAUCAGUAUCUGUGGAAGUACGCAGCGAAUUUCGGAAACUACUACCCGAAAAGAAUUUACUUCCACAAAGACGUCAUGAUGGUGGUUGUGGACUUUGUCUCGUUCUACCUGGUGUACAAGUUCGAUAACAUGUGGAAAUUUGACUCUCAAGUCAUCAAGGAUUUCCAUGAUGACCAGCUGGAACUGGUGACGUACGACUCACAGAACAAUACGGCCAACGUAAACGAUGCGUCACAGUACAGAGUCAUAGAGCAUUAUUAUUUGAGACAGUAUAAGUUUGUACCUGGUUCAAUGUGCAUCUCCUUAAGGUAUCAACAAAAGCCUGUAUGGGCCCGCAGGAAUGACUUCCAAUCGCACUUCCCAAAAUCAAUUGUGUAUAACAUUAAAACUAAAAAUUUCUUUGUCGAUUUCGAUCCAAACUGGUACUAUGUGUACGUUUUUGAUCAACAGGCCGACAAGUGGUAUCUUGUGCACAAAGAUGAAACCAAUAAACCAGCAAACAUACCCCCCGUGCAAACCGACGAAGAAACAUCGCAAAACAACCCGCCGCAAGACCUGAACGCAUUACAGUCCCGCACUGUAGACUUUGGCGAUAAGAAUCAGCCCGACCCAAAUAGAUUGGUUGAUCUAUCUAAAAUGGGUCAGCCCAACCCCCCGCUCGACAGCGAUAUCGAAGAAGGACGAGUACGUAGAAACAGGGCAGGUAUGAAAACUACAUCCGUCAUCAAGCAAGUGUCACUAUCCGACGGUUCGGCAAUGGAAGUCGAGGAGGUAAUGUCCGAGGCCGAAGAUGCCGGUAGAAGAAGAAGACGAAAGGCUGAAGGACAGCAAGCUGUUGCUCCCCCAAUACAGACCGACAAUGAAGGAGCUAUGCUGAGAACCGCCAGGGCCAAAACUACAGCGCCUCUGGAGACGGAUGUUGAAAUUGUGCACGGUAGAAGUCCAAGGUCCUCUCCUACUGCAGGACCGAAGUCCGUUAGCAUUCCCCUAGAUUCUGACGUUGAAGAGGGCGGGUCUCGACAAAAACUUAAGACUCUAGCUUCAGUAAAACAAGUCGCACUACCCGACGGUUCUGCAAUGGAAGUUGAGGAGGUUAUGUCAGAGGCCGAAUACGGAGGAAGAAGAAGACGUAAGUCUGAAGGACCGAAAGCUGUAUCUGUGCCACUAGAAACUGAUAACGAAGGUGGAGCACCAGCAGCUAUGCCCAGAGCUAAAGCGGCAAUACCUCUGGAGACCGAUAACGAAGGAGGAGCGCCUCGUGUAAUGCCUAGAGCCAGGGCAGCAAAUCCCCUUGAGACUGAUAACGAGGGAGGAGCUCCAGCAGCUAUCCCCAGAGCUAAAUCUGCAAUACCUCUUGAGACGGAUAACGAAGGAGGAGCUCCAGCAGCUAUCCCCAGAGCUAAAUCUGCAAUACCUCUUGAGACGGAUAACGAAGGUGCCGCGCCUAGGGUCAUGGCAAGACCCAGGGCUGCACAUCCACUUGAGACAGAUAACGAAGGAGGAGCUCCAGCAGCUAUCCCCAGAGCUAAAUCUGCAAUACCUCUUGAGACGGAUAACGAAGGUGCCGCGCCUAGGGUCAUGGCAAGACCCAGGGCUGCACAUCCACUUGAGACCGAUAACGAGGGGGGAGCUCCACCUAUGAUCGCUAGAGCUAAAGCAGCAAUUCCUUUGGAUACUGACACUGAGGGACAUGCUCCUCGAGCCCCUAGGACAACCGCAAUUCCCCUUGAUACAGAUACCGAAGCAGGGGCGCCCAGAUCUGUAGGGGGGCCUCGACCACUCAGCGUCCCUAUUGGAACUGAUUCUGAAGGAGCGCCUGUCAAAAAGGAUGUCACAGCGAUUCCUCUCGACUCGGAUCGCGAGGGACAUAUACCCAGAGCAGCCAGAGGGCCACAACCCGCGGGCAUUCCUUUGGAUAGUGGUCCCGAAGGAGCGGGACAACGCAGAACGUCUGUGUUAUCAAUUCCGCUCCAAUCUGAAGGCGAAGGCGACGCACAUAGACAUGCAGCAGGGCCUCAGCAACAAGGAGCCGACUUUUAUGUCUCUGACUCCAGACCAUUCACCGGACCUCAGCCUGCACACUCACCGACUCAAGCUAGUGGCACCGAUUUUGAAAUUAAGGACCCAGGCGUUCCCAAGACCGUGGUUAUGGCCCCUCACGUUCAAGACGUGGCCUUAUCCAGCUUCUCUGAAGACGAGAGCCAUAGAAGAAUCGACGAUAACCUAAUUAUCCUUGAUGUGAAUAACAGACGUGGAACUGACAUCGUCAAGCACAGAUUCGACCACCGCAGGAACGCCAAUAUUUUCACCGCGAGGAAACCUUACCUAUUCUAUAUGGUUAAGCAAGGAAUGGAUACCGUUUGGUUCUCUAAGGACGGAAACUAUCCAGACCAAGUGGUGGUGAAGACGGACAAAUACGGUGAAUCCAAGUUUAGAGUAUACUUCCCCCAGCAUGACCCAAGAGCACCCCAGGCCCAACGUAAAGCAAAGUAUGCUGAGUCAUUCGACUCAGAUCUUGAUCAAGCAAGAUUUAGAGAUCCACGCACACAUGACAAACAUCACAGAGGACACACACGUGCAGAGAGACACAGACCUGCAGACCGACACUACCAUAAGUCUCGCGACAGAUAUCAACAUAAGCACCAAGAUACGUAUCAUGAAAGAUACGAUAGAUUCGACGAUAGAUACCACGAUGGGUAUGACAUGCCCCAAGAUAGACACAGGCAUCACAGAUCACAUGAGCCGUCCAAAUAUGGAUUUAGAGAACCGUGGGAGCCUAGGGAGUCCAUGGAGCCGAGAACGCACAGGCGCGAAGAGCCUCCAGCCGAGUUCUAUGAUCCCUCGCAGCCGUUCAAGAUCCAGUACGACUACGACCAAGGAAAGGUGGCAGGAGUGCGGUGUAACGGAUCCACUAUCUGGAGGAGACAGCCGGACGACCCAUAUCCGCAAUCGGCGAAGUUUUACUCAGACAUCCUAAUGAUUUCCUUAGUCUUCAACAGGAACCACUUCCACAUUUACAAGUUUAACGGGUACAAGUGGAAGAGGAUCAGGGCCUCCGUAGAAAGAAUCGCCGAACUUGACGUGUUUAAAAAAGGCUCAACCGACAGCUUCCUGUUCUCAAGAAAGAACAACGUUGAUACGUACAUGGCCAUGGAUAGAUUCCUUUUCAACAAGGUUAAAAUUUCGUACGCGAACAAGUACCGCUGUAUGUCGACGGAUAUUUGGUCGACCGAUAACCCGACGAACUACGCAGACAGAGUUGUGGUAAAUCGUUUCAGCAAAAUAUCAACUGAUACCGAGGUGACGAUCCACUUCAUCAACGGCUGCGAAGUGACAUACCUGAGCACGAUGAUCCUGAGGCCAUUCGCAAAAGUUAGAUGGUCGGAAACGACCUCUGAAAUUGCCGAUGUUAUAGAAAUCAUCACCAUGGACGAAUUCGGCAACUACGAGCUGAACAACAACAACAAGUUCGACAUCUACGCACACUGGAAGGUCGAGAAACCAGGCUCUAACCUAAGAGGAAUUUACAAGUACGUUGUGGUUUUCUACCAAAACGCGCGAUGCGUUAAAGUGAGACACAGAAACCGAAAGCUGUGGAACGUCGACCCGCAGCUCAGCGGAAACCACCCGACCAAAAUCACGUUUAACCUUGAGACGAACAAGUACUUCUUCGAGUUCUCCGACGAUGUCUACAACUUCGUAAUCGAAGAUAAGACACCGUCAUACUAUUAA
Theileria orientalis strain Shintoku is the source of this 4998-nucleotide messenger RNA. RefSeq lists its product as hypothetical. The coding region runs from base 1 to 4998 and encodes 1665 amino acids. The transcript is spliced from 2 exons. The record is from RefSeq and is a predicted model, not a curated record. Lineage: Eukaryota; Apicomplexa; Aconoidasida; Piroplasmida; Theileriidae.